AUGAUGCUGAUGAGAAGAAGAUUGGCUUGCUGCAGCAGAGAAAGGGAGAUGAGUGUUGAUUUCGACGAACAAGAUAGGAUGAUUACAUACGACGGCUUGGAAACUUGUAUCAUCAACAACCAAUCAUAUGAAGAAGAUAGUGGAACAAGCCGAGGAGAUGGGUGCCUAACAGAUUCAUUAGAUGAUGACGCCUUUUCAAGCUGUUCAUCAAGCAAAGAUGCCUCCAGCUCUUUUUCUUCAAAAUGGUUACCGAUGAAGAGUGAUGAACACAGCUGCGAUGAUUUGAGCUUAUCCGGAAGGUCCAAACAUUUCGAUGCUAAGGAGAAAAAAACAGGAGGAUUUGUCUACGGCCAUUUGGAUGUGGAAGCCAUGAAGGAGAGAUUUUCUAAGCUGUUACUCGGCGAAGAUGUCACUGGGGGAUGCAAGGGUAUCCAAGUAGCUUUGGCUUUGUCAAAUGCUGUUACACAUCUUGCUAACUCGAUAUUUGGCGAGCUCUGGAAGUUGGAGCCCUUGUGCGAGGAGAAGAAGCAGAAAUGGAGAAGGGAAAUGGAUUGGCUGCUUUCUCCAACUAACUAUAUGAUUGAGUUAGUCCCUUCUAAGCAAAAUGAUGCCAAUGGAAGAUCACUUGAGAUAAUGACACCGAAAGCCCGUGCAGACAUUCAUAUGAAUCUCCCAGCUCUUCAGAAACUAGACUCCAUGCUAAUUGAGACGCUGGACUCAAUGGUGAACACAGAGUUUUGGUAUUCUGAAACCGGUAGUAGAGCUGAAGGGACGAACAAGACAACAAGCGAGAGCAAACGAUGGUGGCUUCCAUCGCCAAAAGUGCCCAAACCUGGUCUCUCCAACUCAGGAAGAAAGAAACUGCUUGACAAGGGCAAAGUUGUUUAUCAAGUCUUCAAAGCUUCAAAGUCCAUAAACGAAAACGUUCUUCUUGAAAUGCCUGUACCUGCCAUUAUCAAGGAAGCUAUACCAAAAUCUGGAAAGAACAGCCUCGGCGACGAACUUUACAGAACGUUGGCUUCGGAAUCAGCCACAGUUGAUGAAAUUUUUAUAUCUCUCAAGCUGAGGAGUGAACAUGCUGCACUCGAGACAGUUAACAAGUUGGAAUCUGCUAUAUUUGCAUGGAAGGAAAAGAUCACAGAGCAAGCCAGCAACGGUAAGUCCCCUGCGAGGACACCGUGGUCGUUCGCUAAGGAUCCAUCGUCUGAAGCUGGUCGAAAUGAGUCUCUCUUGAACCGAGCAGAAGCUCUUAGAAACCAGAUCAAAUCCAAAUACCCUAAUCUCCCUCAGUCGUUUCUUGAUGCCACCAAGAUUCAAUACGGCAAGGACAUCGGUCAUGCGAUUCUUGAAGCAUAUUCAAGAACGCUAGCGAGUUUGGCGUACAGGAUUCUUGCAAGAAUGGGAGAAAUCUUGAAAGAAGAUUCUCUAAGUAAUCCAAACUCUCCUGCGCCACCGAGUUGCUUCCCUAGCUCCCGUGAUCUCUAUAGAACACCUGAGAGGCCUUUGCUUUCUUCACGUGCAAGGCAUUCUCUAACCGAUGACAUGAACAAAGCAUGUGAGACAGAGAGGGGUUUAGAUUUUCUGUUCGCGGAUGGAAAAGUUAGUUCGGUGAAUACAACUCCAAGUAGAAGCAGUAGGUUAUGGUGUCUCAGUAAAGUGCCUCCUGUGCCUGAUGCUUCUCCUUGA
Molecule: messenger RNA, 1686 nt
Organism: Microthlaspi erraticum
Lineage: Eukaryota; Viridiplantae; Streptophyta; Magnoliopsida; Brassicales; Brassicaceae
Source: the annotation of a GenBank genome assembly